This is a messenger RNA of Pseudophryne corroboree (corroboree frog), 849 nucleotides long. It is a transcript of the gene MRPL43, whose product is annotated as mitochondrial ribosomal protein L43. Gene Ontology annotation, molecular function: structural constituent of ribosome. The coding region runs from base 92 to 562 and encodes 156 amino acids. NCBI's taxonomy places the organism in Eukaryota, Metazoa, Chordata, Amphibia, Anura, Myobatrachidae. Gene Ontology annotation, biological process: mitochondrial translation. The transcript is spliced from 3 exons. The record is from RefSeq and is a predicted model, not a curated record. Gene Ontology annotation, cellular component: mitochondrial large ribosomal subunit.
UGCGGGCAGGAAGGUUAUCCGGGUUACUGGGCGGUGCUCCGGUGACUGGGUCACCCCUGGCAUAGGCUGGAGAAGGUGCAUUGUGUCGGUGAUGACGUCCCGGGGCUCUCCGAGCCGCUUUCUGCAGAGUGUGCUGCAGAAUGGGGUGGGGAGGUACGUGUGCCAGCUGAAGAGGCUCAGCCUGAUCUUCAGCAAGGAUGCCCAGCCCUCCCGGGGAGCAAGAGAAUUUAUUGAAGAGAAAGUAGUAGACUUUGCCAAGCAGAAUCCUAGCAUUGUUGUGUAUGUCAGCCCCAAGCAAUGCAGAGUGGCCAAGGUGGUGGGGGAAUAUUUGAACGGUACAAUUAGAGAAGAAGACAUCAACAGCAAAACUGCAGUGCAAAUAGCUGAGCUGGUGCAGAAAAUGGCCAACCAGUCUGGGCUGGAUAUCAUCCGCAUACGCAAACCUUACCACACAGACAACCCCAGCAUCCAGGGACAGUGGCACCCCUUUACCAACAAGCCGUCCUCCAUUAAUGUCCGGUCAUUUGACACUUUCAGCCAACAGAAGGACUCCUCACAGUGAAAACCUGAUUUGUAGAACAUAAUCCUUCUAGUUCACUGCGCAAUUAGCAUUAUUGGAUAGUCGCUGAUUCAGUGCUGGGAAGACCCGACCAGCAGGGGUGACGCAUUUCACUUCAGAAGAUCAGACCAGCAGAGGCGACGCAUUGCACUUCAAAUUUUCAAUACUUUACAAUGCACAUAGUUUGGAUUGUGAAUUCAAAGAUAAGGAUUCAUUUACUUAAGUCAGAAUAUACCCCAUGGACAGUAUUGUGCUGUGGGCAUCAGAAUAAUAAAGAUGUUUGAUAAACA